AUGCGAGGGGCAGCGGCUCGACAGUCGGGCAGCCAGGAGCGGGUGGAGGAGGGGGAGGGGGGUCAGGAGGGGGGUGGAGGACAAGAGGAAGAGAUUGAGGCCCCCCUGGUGUUUCAGUGUGAUGGCUGUCGACGAAUCGUGGGAGAUUCUUUCAACUGGGUUGAUUCGAAUCAAGAGCUCAACGUGAUUACCCUUUCCCGCGCACCAGAGUCGUUGCGGGUCAUGGAGCGGAUGGAAACAAGUACACAAGGACCCGACCUCGGCAGUACCUAUCGGUACUUUCUCUGUGCGUGUGGCAUGAACCUAGGCCGCAUUUACCAUACCACACCGCCGCAGCUCGAUUAUUUGAGAGGGUUCUACACGUAUGACCUCAAGGCACUUCAAAGUUACACCCUGGGCACUGGCAGUCCAGAACAGGAAGUCGGGCAACAAGCAUCCCUCCUCACGCGCAGUAUUGAUGAAUUGCGGAACGAGGUCGGGGAGGCGCUUCAACAGCACGAAGAGGGGCUAGAAGAACUACGGGAGGCUGUCUUGGACCUGCAGGCACGUUGGGAGCGCCACGAAACCAAGCGCGCACCAACCAGCACCCCCACCGCAACGCCGAGUCGUCGCAAGCACGCCAAGCGUACAUAG
This is a messenger RNA of Monosiga brevicollis MX1, 633 nucleotides long. RefSeq lists its product as uncharacterized. Lineage: Eukaryota; Choanoflagellata; Craspedida; Salpingoecidae. The coding region runs from base 1 to 633 and encodes 210 amino acids. Gene Ontology annotation, biological process: CENP-A containing chromatin assembly; chromosome segregation. Gene Ontology annotation, cellular component: chromatin; chromosome, centromeric region; nucleus. The transcript has 5 exons. The record is from RefSeq and is a predicted model, not a curated record.